Molecule: messenger RNA, 1572 nt
Organism: Tripterygium wilfordii
Lineage: Eukaryota; Viridiplantae; Streptophyta; Magnoliopsida; Celastrales; Celastraceae
Product: lysine histidine transporter-like 6
Exons: 8
Coding region: 126-1439 (437 amino acids)
Cellular component (GO): plasma membrane
Source: RefSeq, a predicted model, not a curated record
CUAGAUGAAUCUUUUCUUGUUUUCUUUUUUUCUUUUCCCAAUAUCAAGAUCACCCAACCACUACAUAUAGAGAUGAUAAUGAUCACCCAACACCCACAUUCAAGUGGUCAGUGCUUGCUUCCAAAAUGGUUCCAACUUCUCCUCCUCCAAAGGAAGUUCAAUCCGACGAAAAAUGGACGGAGGAAGAAGAUCAAUCGCGCCGGGCCAAAUGGUGGUACUCAACUUUCCACACUGUGACUGCCAUGAUUGGUGCUGGUGUCCUCAGCCUGCCUUAUGCCAUGGCUUACUUAGGCUGGGGACCAGGGACAAUGGCUUUGGUGAUAUCUUGGUGCAUGACAUUGAACACAAUGUGGCAGAUGAUACAACUCCAUGAAUGUGUACCUGGUACUCGAUUUGAUCGAUACAUUGACCUCGGUAGACAUGCUUUCGGGCCGAAACUAGGACCAUGGAUUGUGCUUCCUCAACAGCUGAUUGUCCAGGUUGGGUGUGAUAUUGUGUAUAUGGUGACUGGUGGCAAGUGUCUUAAGAAGUUCAUGGAGAUGGCUUGUACCAAUUGCAAACAACUCAAGCAGUCUUACUGGAUUUUGAUCUUUGGUGGAAUCCAUUUCUUUCUGUCUCAACUUCCCAAUUUCAAUUCUGUUGCUGGAGUUUCCCUGGCAGCAGCAAUUAUGUCAUUGAGCUAUUCAACUAUAGCCUGGCUAGGUAGCUUGACUCAUGGUAGGAUUGACAAUGUAAGCUACGCAUACAAGAAGACAAGCCCUGCAGAUUACAUGUUUCGAGUGUUCAACGCGCUCGGACAAAUUUCAUUUGCAUUCGCUGGUCAUGCAGUGGUCCUAGAAAUUCAGUCCACAAUUCCAUCAACUCCUGAAAAACCAUCCAAGAUACCAAUGUGGAAGGGUGCAGUAGUUUCCUACUUCAUUAAUGCCAUAUGCUAUUUGCCCGUCGCGCUUAUCGGUUACUGGGCUUUUGGCAAUGAUGUUGAUGACAAUGUUCUCUUGAAUCUCAAGAAGCCGGAGUGGCUCAUUGCCUCUGCCAACUUAAUGGUGGUCAUCCAUGUCAUUGGUAGCUAUCAGGUUUAUGCCAUGCCUGUGUUUGCCUUGCUGGAGGGGAUGAUGGUGAAAAGACUCAACUUUCCUCGAGGGACUGGACUUAGGCUCGUAACUCGAUCGGCUUAUGUUGCGUUUACACUCUUCAUGGGAGUUACAUUCCCUUUCUUUGGAGAUCUUCUAGGCUUCUUCGGCGGAUUUGGUUUUGCACCCACUUCAUAUUUUCUGCCAAGUAUAAUGUGGCUGAUAAUCAAGAAACCCAAAAGAUUCAGCACCAAAUGGUUCAUCAACUGGGCAUCCAUCUUCAUUGGAGCAUUCAUCAUGGUGGCUUCAACAGUUGGUGGCUUUAGGAAUAUCAUUGCAGACGCUUCCACCUACCGUUUCUACACAUAGAAACAGGAUCAAGUUAUGGGAUUAGAUUGGACUUGUCAAGACCAUUAAUGGUCUAAAUAUGCACUCUUGUUGGAAUGUUUUGUUUUAUAAGCAAAAACGUAAUUGAAUAUCCCAUCUGUCUUGCAUCUUUUCC